Messenger RNA from Dunckerocampus dactyliophorus (ringed pipefish), 4374 nucleotides. It is a transcript of the gene zbtb16b, whose product is annotated as zinc finger and BTB domain containing 16b. The record is from RefSeq and is a predicted model, not a curated record. The coding region runs from base 253 to 2145 and encodes 630 amino acids. Gene Ontology annotation, biological process: regulation of cytokine production; negative regulation of transcription by RNA polymerase II; regulation of immune system process. The transcript has 7 exons. Lineage: Eukaryota; Metazoa; Chordata; Actinopteri; Syngnathiformes; Syngnathidae. Gene Ontology annotation, molecular function: protein binding.
UGGCGUUUUAUUUUGGCAGUUCAACGCCGGAAGUGACGCAUGUGCGACUAUGCGCUUGACUAAACCGUCUACUUGGAGCAGGAGCGACUUUGGAGCGGCACAUGUGAAAUGUGCAAGCAUGAUGCUGCCUGGAUAAUCAGGGGACAAGAGGACAGCGGUAGACAAGAAGCUCACAGACCCCCAGCUGAAGCAGGGCGAACGCCUCAUGCGCGGGCACAGCCAAGGUCCGAGCGGAUACGGGUCUGACCAAACAUGGGCGUGCUCCAGCUCCACAAUCCCGCUCACCCCAGCACGCUCCUGCAGCGGGCCAAUCAGAUGCGCCUGACGGGAACCCUGUGUGACGUCAUCAUUACUGUGGACGGCCACGAGUUCCCGGCGCAUCGCACCGUCCUGGCGUGUACCAGCAAGAUGUUUGAGAUCCUGUUCCACCGCAGCAGCCUGCGCUAUGCCCUGGACUUUCUGUCCCCCAAGACCUUCCAGCAGAUCCUGGAGUACGCUUACACUGCCUCGCUCCAGGCCACGGCCGAGGAUCUGGACGACCUGCUGUACGCCGCAGAGAUCCUGGAGAUUGAGUUCCUGGAGGAGCAGUGCCUGAAAGUGCUGGAGACCAUCCAGGCAGAGGAGAGUGAAGACGUGGUGGUGGGCAACCACAGUGACCGGGCCCGACACUGGAGACACAUGAUGUCCAAGAAGCAUUCCAUCCCAGACGGACCCACCUGCACCACUCCAACUGCUCUACACCAUCUGGCGUUCUAUCACAUGACAGAGAGGAGCCCACAGGGUACAGAGUCCGCCGCGCCACCUGAAUUGAGCCCCAAGCUGGACAUGGACAUGGACAUUACCCACCAGCCUCAGCGAGGAAACGCUGAGGCCCCGACCCUUGAACCUGUUGGGGAUAUCAAGUCGGAGAACAUGCAGGUGGACGAAGCAGACUGCUGUGUGGGCCGCUCCUCCAGUGCAGGAGACGGAUGCUCCCCAUCCGAUCCAAGUAGGGACGAGGGCCCGGGGACGCCGCUGAGAAGCAGCGUGAUCACAAGCACCCGAGAGCUACACAGCAGCCCUGAAGACGGAGCACAAGUGGUAGGGAGCUCCAUGGACUAUUUCCCCGGGGUAGUCGAGAAACACCUGGGCUCUCUGUACUCCGUCACCCCCAACCGCACAGGGGAGGCCAUGACACAGGUAUCCCUUUCGGUGGCCCCGUCCCUGGGUGUGCCGCUGGACCCGAGGGCCUAUGGCAGCCUGCUGCACCAGGGCCUUCUGCACAGGGAGCUCCUCACCAGGCUGGGCCAGUUUGCGGCAGGAAUGAGGCACGAGGGGUCCCCUCCGGGGCCACAGUGUUGUGGCGAAUGCGGGCUGCAGCUGCACAGCAGGCAGGCCAUGGAGCAGCACAGGAGGCUGCAUAACGACGAGAAGGGCCACGGCUGCGAAUACUGUGGCAAACACUUCCAGGACAGCAUGAGGCUCCGGAUGCACAUGUUGUCUCACACAGCUCCUGCAGAGGCGCUGGUGUGUGAUCAGUGCGGAGCAACCUUCUCCUCGGAGGAGGCUUUGGAGUCCCACAGGCUAACGCACACAGGGACUGACAUGGCGGUGUUCUGUCUGCUGUGUGCAAAGCGCUUCCAGACCCAGAAGGCCCUACAGCAGCACAUGGAGGUCCACGCGGGCAUGCACAGCUACAUCUGUAGCCACUGUGAGCGCCCCUUCCCCAGCCACACCACCCUCAAAAGACACUUGCGCUCACACUCGGGCGAUCACCCAUUCGAGUGCGAGUUCUGCGGGAGCUGCUUCCGAGACGAUGGCACCCUGAGGGGCCACAAACGCAUCCACACGGGAGAGAAGCCUUACGAGUGCAACAGCUGCGGGAAGCGCUUCAGCCUCAAACACCAGCUAGAGACACACUACCGUGUACACACGGGUGAGAAGCCAUUUGAGUGUAAGCUGUGUCACCAACGGUCCAGAGACUACUCGGCUAUGAUCAAGCACCUGCGCACUCACAACGGAGCGUCUCCGUACCAGUGCACCAUCUGCCAGGACUUCUGUCCGAGCCUGGCCGCCAUGCAGAAGCACAUGAAGGGCCACAAACCGGAGGAGGUGCCGGCCGACUGGAGGAUAGAAAAGACUUAUCUGUACGUCUGUUACGUCUGAGCAGGUCUUGGACCCAGUGCACAGACACACAUGCACGUACGCACACACAAAAUGGGUGAAAACCUUUGCAGUGACCCUUGCUGGGCGAAUACAAAAAAUACUGAAAAGUAGAAAGUUGUCUUUCUGGGAGCUCCAACACGCUAGUAGUGAAACAAAUAACUUCCUUUGAUUUGUGUCACGAUUGUGCCAUUUAUGAUAAAUAUGAUGACCACAUAACUCUCCAGAAAACUAGUCCAAUAAUAUUUGCUAAAAAAAAAAAAUGUCAAUUUGAUAGAUAGCCGUCAAAGGCUCAAGUGUGUGCACAGGAAUUGGCAGCUGAAGUCAUAUUCCAUUUCCUUAAGCGUACAUUUCAGUAUUCCACACAAAAGUAGCGGUUAAAUGAGAAUGAAGGUAUUUGUCGUGCGGUCGAUUGCUGCUGAAAAUAUUGUGGCACUUUGCAAGGAUGCCAUAUUGUGAGCUAAAGUGAGCUUGGAAUGUAGUAAAACCAGUUUGUCAGUGGUUGUUGGACUGCUAGAAGGUUAGCUAUAAGGUCAAUGACUAAACUGUCAUUGAGUUUGAUAACAACAUUGUCUGUGAUGGAUCUGUUGGGCUUGUUGACUGCGUGAGUGGAGAUAGCAGAGUCAUCUCUCCGAUUGUGCCGUAAACGUCGAAAGCAAUUCCUCAAAGGCUUGAUAGGCCUUGUAAUUUUCUCCCCUGAAUUCCUGUGACUUUAUUUUGUUUUUACAUUUGGAGUUAUGUUCAUGUGCAUGUUUUACUUGAAUGCGCUGCCAGGUUUUUGACCUCAUAUAAGCGUGAUCUCUUUUGCGGUGGGUGUCACUGGUUCCGAGGUAGCAGGCUUCUAUUUCAGUGUAAUUGUUGUUUUUGUUUGUUUUGUUUUUUUAUUUAUAUGUUGUUUGUUACCAAAUAUAUGCUGAUUAUCACCACACAGCCAGCAAUUUUUCCGGGAUAGUUUCAAGUAGAGCAAGCUCUACCUCUACAUUAUUUUCCCGUUUGUUUGCAAAAGUGUUUAUCCGUCUGUGGUUUUCAUUUCCUAACGAUUACCGUCACAGUUUAAAUGGUCACAGUGUAAAGAAAAAAAAAUGUAAAAAGCCUCAAAUUGGCUUUUUGUGUCGUUUCUUUAACAAUCUAUAAUUAGAUGUCUUAUAAAUCACAGAACAUGAUUUUUUUUUAAAAGAUAAAACUAGAAGAUGAAAAGAAGCCGUGUGUGUGUGUGUGUUGUUUUUUUUUUUUUAAAUAAAUGUGAUAAAAGAAAAAUCUGACACAGAGUUGUGAAGGUUAGUGUCAGUGGUAGUGUAUGUGUCAUGUACAGGCCGUCCUGCGUUGUUGUUCCCUGUGUGAGCCUAACACAGGCCUUAUACAAUUAAACAUGUUGUAUUUUUGUAUAAAAGUAAUUUGCUGUCUUGUUUACAUUUGGUAUGAUUUAAGAAGCAUCUUCAACGUGUAAGUUUUAUACGUCUCCGAUUUGCGUAAAAAAAAAAACAACAAAAAAACGGCCCCUCCCUUGUGCCUCUUUUUCUAAGUAGAGCAUUGACAUGCUUGAGUAUGUGGGUCUGUGCUGUUGGUGUUUGUUUCUUGUUCCAAACUCAAGAUGAGCUGCCGUGUAGAUCCACGUCUCUGAACAUUGCAACUGGAAGCAACGUACUGUGACGCUAACGCCCUGACGCAAGUUGCAAGUAACUGCCAUGUAAAACGCUCGUCUCAAUUUUGUUCCCGUCAGAGUGAAGGUAGACUGAGGUGAUUGGGCUGAAAAAGAGUGUAUAGCACAUUAUGGCAACUUGGUGCCAUGGCAACACACAUUCACUGUAUCUAUUCUAUACAUGAACGUGCACUAUAACCAGAUAUAGUCGGUGGACCAAAAGAAAUAGAGCACUUUUGUUUGAACUGUUGUUGUUUUUUGGUUGUUUUUUUUUUAUCUUUCUAUGUUGUGAUAAUGCAGAUGUCCUUUUAUUCAUAUGUCCUACAAGGCUGUCAUUCGCAUCGUUUAGAUAUGUCGAUGUCUGUCUACCUCAGGGCCAGGUCAAAGCUCGAGCUGGUGUCCAAUCAGGGUUGUUCUUCUUGCCAUGUGUGCAGUAAAAUCCCUCCUCAUUGCAGCUUUUUAACACAGUGUGUGAAAGUGUUCUCUCAGUGUGGAUUCAGGCACAACUCGUACACGUCAGUGUUUGAUGGCAUGGUCAAAAAAACAAAACAAAAUUAAAACAAUUUACUAUUCUAUGCACUCUGUCUCUUCUG